UCCGCCACAGUUCAGUGAGUUUCGGUGUAAGCCUUUGUGAAAGUGCGGGUUUCGGUUUCGAUUAGGAAUUCAGUGCUGCUUUCGUAUCCGAUUUGGUGUUUCCCGACGAGUUUGCAUAAAACAUGGCCGGUAAAGGUGACGGCGAGGGAGAGGGGAAUAUAUUGAAACUCGAGAAUCAAAUUGCCGUUAUUAAAUAUGUAAUGCUCUUUACCAACGUCAUGGGAUGGAUGAUCGGCGCUGUUCUGUUCGCAUUAUGCCUCUGGUUAAGGUUCGAACCAGGGAUACAAGAGUGGUUGGAUAUUUUGAGCGCGGGUAUCUUCUACGUCGGCAUCUAUAUCCUGCUCAUCGCUGCCGCUGUAAUCAUGAUAGUCUCAUUCUUGGGAUGUCUCAGCGCAUUGCAGGAGAACGCGCUGUUCCUGCUGACGUAUAUCGGCACCCAAGUAUUUUGCUUCAUCGCGUUCCUGGCCGGAGCAGCUGUCUUACUAGACAACAGUUCCCGAGAUUCCCGACUUCAACCUCUUAUACGUGAGAGUAUCCGAAAACUGAUCAUGAACUCGCACUAUGAAACAGCUAAGCAGCAACUUUCCAUGAUCCAAGAAGGGAUUGGAUGCUGCGGCGCCGACGGUGCAAACGAUUACUUGUCAUUACAGCAGCCUCUGCCGACGGAAUGCAGAGACACCGUGACUGGAAAUCCGUUUUUCCACGGUUGCGUCGAUGAAUUGACUUGGUUUUUCGAAUCUAAAUGUGCAUGGAUUGCCGGCCUCGCUAUGACUAUUUGUUUCGUUCACGUUGUCAACGUAGUUCUGUCGACGGUGCUUAUUCAAGCGCUUCGGAAAGAGGAAGAGCAAGCAGAUACUUACCGAAAAUAAAGUAUUCAACCAGUGUAGUUUUACGAGAACAAAGUAAUAUUUGCUAGCCAUGCUUUGAAAUUAAUUUAAUUGUCAUGUUGUUUAUUAUGAAUAUUAUAUAAGUAGGCAACCGCCAGUUUAUUGCAAAUCUAUUUUAAGGACUUCGUAGCUUGCCACGCUACUUUUAGUAUGUACAUGACAUAAGGGUAGAAAACAAGCCUGAACUUUGUGCAAAAUUAAAUAGUAAUUGCUGGUAAUUUCAAUACCUUAGCGUGGAAUAAGUUAUCCCAUUUAUACUUGAUUUUUCUAUGUUCUAAAUAAAUAACAAAGUUGUUUC
Molecule: messenger RNA, 1185 nt
Organism: Cylas formicarius (sweet potato weevil)
Lineage: Eukaryota; Metazoa; Arthropoda; Insecta; Coleoptera; Brentidae
Product: tetraspanin-2A
Exons: 5
Coding region: 123-869 (248 amino acids)
Cellular component (GO): membrane
Source: RefSeq, a predicted model, not a curated record